Actinia tenebrosa (Australian red waratah sea anemone) is the source of this 3648-nucleotide messenger RNA. RefSeq lists its product as uncharacterized. Gene Ontology annotation, molecular function: DNA binding. NCBI's taxonomy places the organism in Eukaryota, Metazoa, Cnidaria, Anthozoa, Actiniaria, Actiniidae. The record is from RefSeq and is a predicted model, not a curated record. Gene Ontology annotation, biological process: DNA integration; DNA recombination.
GCUUCUACCCCAUGGAAAAACCCCAAAAAGCGACAAAAGCAUACUUGCCCUGUACCAAUAUGCAAAAAGUCAGUGGUACAYCUUCCCCGCCACCUAACUAAAACUCACAAAUGGAGUCGUGAAAAAGCUUUGGAAGCAAUGUCUCUUUUUAAUCUAAGGGCAAGGGCAAAGAAAACACCCUGCCCAGUCAAAGGGUGUAGGCUAUCAGCAGUUGAUAUGCAUAGGCAUUUAAAAUUGCGGCAUAGCAUGAGCGAGAAAGAAGCAGAAAUAACUAUGUCCUUGAAACCUAAAAUCCAGARCAAAGAAGAAGAGAAUGCAACAGUCAAGAAAAGGGAAUUUAAGCRUAGGGUGUGCCCCUAUCCUGAUUGUAAUCUCGUCGUACGAAGAAUACAUAACCACCUGAGAGAUAAGCACAAGCUUUCUAGACAUGAUCCAUGUUACAGAGAGUAUUUGAAGAGCGCAAGAUUUGAAGAACUCAACGAAGAUCUAGAUCCAGUUUCAAUUUUUUCUGCAUCGUCAUCGUCAGGCAAGGAAAGUGAUGCUGAAUCACAAGUAGAUGAUUAUAAUAAUGAAGACCAAAAUAGUACAACGACAUCCUCAUUGUUGUGUGAUGAAGAAGACGCAUUAGCAAAGCUCAUUCGUAACAAGUCUGAAAAAGCCAAAGCUAUCAUGAGAUUUGGCUGCAAGGAGGUUGAUGCUAAAACAAAAGAAAUGGAAUCCAGUUUCACUUUCAGUGAGUCGCAUUCUUCAACACCGUCAAGAAAGACACACAAAAGACAAAAGGAAGUGGUGAUUUCUUCAGAAGAUGAGGAUGAAAACGAAGAAAAUGAAGAACACAUUCAAAAUGAUCAAGCUGGAAGUGACCCAGGUAUUAUCCCCCCCUCACCAAAUACAAAUGAGCGAAGAAGUGUUGUUUUUAAACAGAUACUUAACAGAGUUCAUGGCAAAGAACCUCUGUAUCUUCCUACUCGACAAAAUGCAUUACCAGRAGAACAAUCUAUUCCAAUCAUAUGGAAUAAAACAAGCGGAAAAACACAACUAAAUGCCAGUGAUAAAGGAACAGUGAAAGAUAAGUGUUCUGGCUCUGAAACUUCCAAGAUUACUUUAGAGCGCCCCAAGAGGAAAAUUGCAGCUACCAUAGGUAGGCUUGAUUCAGAGKCUUACUCUAUUAGUAGUSGUAAUAGCUAUGAUGACGAGGAGUAUGAACCCACAGAGGAAAGYGAUGAAAGUGAGGGGGAUGAGUGGGAAGAUGAAGAGGAAUUGGAAUUAAAUGAUAACAGAGAAGCUAGUGCUGCUGCAUGUGGGAAUUCAAAGACAGAACAAACCCUUGAAGAUUUCAAGAAUUGGUUGCAAGGAAUAGACGGCGGUCGAAGGGAACUACGAACAGCAAGGCAGUAUGUAUCUCAGGUUUCUACUAUAAUCAGCUGUGUUGAUCCUAUUAACCGAAAUGUUUCUUCACUAUUGAACRAGAAAGACAUCCGAGAUAAAUGGUUAGCCAAGAUGGAAAAAGUUAAAAAGCCUGGGACCUGCAAAGCUUAUUUGGGUUCCCUUUCAAGAUUUCUGAGAUUCAUCAUUGUUGAGAGGCCGAGGGGUCUAGAAGCAAUAAAAGAUCAGGCUUCCAAGGUUCGUGAACAAGUCCAAGAGUGGAUGUGCUCCUUUAAAGCCCCAUUAGCUGAAAGAAGAUGGGAAAAGCUGAGAGAAGACUUCGAGAAGCUAAUCAAGCCUGAAGACGUGCAAAACUUUAAUAAAUCAGAGCAUGCCAGGAAGGCAGUUUCCACCCUGGGACAAUAUAUGGAAAAGAGUGCGCCCCCUUCACCAGCCCAGAGUGAUUAUUGCCUUGUUAGAGAUCAUCUCACAACGCUUUUAUGCAUUGAAAAUGCCUGUAGAGCAGGGCCGCUCUCCAACAUGACCCUUGGGGAAUUGGAAAACGCUAAACAAGAUGGAGAUCAAGUGGUUGUCACGGUCAUGAAACACAAGAAUCUAAUUUCUCACGGUCCAGCUGCAGUGGUACUAAGUCCUACUGUUCUUAAGUGGUUGAAUGCUUUUGUGAAGUACAUGCGAAACAAGCUACCAGGGGCUGGUACCAGCAAACAAGAUAAAGUAUUCAUCAGUUGGAUGGCAAAACCAAUGUCGUCAUCUAUGAUUUCGGCCCAACUGAACUCCUGCUGGCAUAAAGCUGGUGGGAAAAAGCUUGAUAGSGUGAAUGCAGCAUCAUUCYGAAAGGCAGCAGUAUCUGUGGUUCAUGAAGAGCAUGGACACUUAAAGGAUGAUCUGGCUGAUCUGAUGGGCCAUCACACCAAGACAGCAGAGAAGUUCUACCGAAUUCGUCAAAAGACAAAAAACGCUGCUAAAACAUCGGAGGCCCUUAGGAAGAUCAUGUACACUCCACGUAAUGGAUCAGAAAGAACAAAAGGAGUUUCUAAAGAGACCAGCCAAAACAUGAUAUCACCAGCAAAACAACAAGGCCAAGAACUUCAAAUCAGCAUGGCUGCUUCCAAGAUCGACUUUGAAGAGAAGGGAGUCCAGGAGAAGUCUGUAGCAGGAAAUUCAGAAGAGACAGUAACAACGAGGAGACACCAGUGGACUGAAAAAGAAAAUUCUGCCAUUGCUACCAUUUUUGCAAAUGAUAUACAGAAGAAAUGCAUAACAGUGGAAAAGGUAAAGGCCAAAAUUGAAGGCAAUGCGCUCUUYGGGAAAAUAGCACCUGMUAAAAUAGUUGACAAGGUCAGGUCCUUAAUCAGGGMACAGAAAAGCAAYGAAAAGGCAUCAGCAGAGCUUCCGACUGAGACAGAAACGACGCAGCAAAGAGUACAGCGUACACUGAACGAYGACGACAAUGUUUCCUUAUAUACUUCUGGUGUAAGCAAGAAAGGUGGAGCAACCUUCACAGAUGAUCAGACGGAGAUAUAUUGGAGGUUGUUUAGAGACUUGAUUGAAAGCAAUGCCAGAGUUGACAGACAAACAGUCUCAAAAAGAAUAGAARAGGACGAGGAAGCAAGAGAAGCAAUAGUAGGGUUUACACCUCAGCAGCUCUGCGACAAGAUCCGCACAGAGCGUAGAAAAAUUGCUAGGAGUGCUGUCAAAAGGGAGGUUGUGUCUGGUCGCUUCUAAAGUUACUUAUGACAAAAACAUUUAACACAGAGGGUUUAAGCAACUGAGUUAUUAUAUCGUUUUAUUACAACUGUUGUUGAUUUUAUUCAUGAGUUGAAKAGUUGAAGUUAAACCGAAGUUUUAAGCAUCAAACGUUGUUAGGUACAGUUUACAUAUUGCAUUGGUGAGGCACAGUCGCGCAAUGUUAUGCCUGCAUGCGAACGCCAAAUGGAUAUUAUGUCUGUUGUCAGUUACYGUUAAUAUUGUUAAUAGCUUGUGCAUUUAAUAUGAUUUUACGCUAAAACAUAAGUGCUCUGUUACAGAUUUUCUGCACAAAUAAGUCCGUUAUAAGCCAUCAAACAAGGAAAUGUAGUAGUUGUUUUUACUGCGUUUUUACACCGUGUUCCUUUUCGUAACCUCUUACUUAUAACGGUAAAAAAAUCAGAAAAAGGGUUGUCGUGAAAUGCCUGUAAUUGUUACAUUCAUUAAAGAUUAACAUAUCAGGAAACACCAUAGAAACCAAAACAAAAAGCAUUUAAAUCAUUUAAAAACUGAUAU